UCCCGAGGCAUGGCGUUUGAGCUCGGUGAUGCCAAGCUCGUUGAGGAUAAGGCCCUCGUUGUUGAGCACCCAAUCCUCGCCACCAUAGUGAGACACAUCGUCGCCUUGGAAGGGGAGGCCGGCGAUGCGCCCAAGCUGCUCCACGGUGAGCUCGAUCGGCGUGCUCUUGACGAGCGAGUAGAGCACGUCGUCCUCACGCCGGAGGUUGGAGUAGAAGGCCCGGAUCAGUGCCGGGUUGAUCUCCUUGCGCGCCCGGGAGACGAACGGCCAAAGGCCGGCUUGAUGAAGCUGCGCGUCGAGGUCAUCGUAGCCCUCCAAUUCCGGGUAGCGCUCCGGGAUGAUUCGUGGGGGAGACACAACCCAUUUGGAGAAAAAGGUGAGAAAUCGGGUGCGCUCCUCCUCGGAAUCGAACCAGAGGUACGACCCAUCGCCGUAGUAGAGGCAUUCUUCGGAGGUCGUGGAUGGAGCCCGGGAUUUGGACUUGGAUUUUCCGGAAGUGCCUGCCCUGUUCUUGUCUUUGCCCAUAGUGAAGAAAUCUCAAAAAAAAGAGUUUAGAUGAUGAAAUAUGUGAAGAUAUUGAAGGAAUUUGUGUUUGUGUGUGUAAAAGUGAAGAGAGGGGGUCCCAAUUUAUAAAAAAGGUGGUCACCAACG
This is a messenger RNA of Cuscuta campestris, 651 nucleotides long. The record is from the annotation of a GenBank genome assembly. NCBI's taxonomy places the organism in Eukaryota, Viridiplantae, Streptophyta, Magnoliopsida, Solanales, Convolvulaceae.